CGACCCCGUCAAUUCCACAUUCACAAUGGGUGGUGGUGGAAAGAUCGCGUACCCCAAGGAAGUCUGGUCCCCCGCCGGUGGUUGGUACUCCCGCCCAGCAAACUGGAAGGUCAACACUGCGAUCAUGGGUGCUUUCGUCAUUGGCAUUGCUGGCAUGGCCUUCAGCCUCAGCGCAGAGCGUGAAUACCGCGACAAGAUGCCCGAGCCUGGCAGAUUCUUCCCUAGCCGAUACUGGAGUCGCCAGAUCCGAGAGCACGAGGCACAGCAAGCCGCGAAGAACGAGUCAUAG
This is a messenger RNA of Penicillium angulare, 289 nucleotides long. RefSeq lists its product as uncharacterized. The transcript has 3 exons. Lineage: Eukaryota; Fungi; Ascomycota; Eurotiomycetes; Eurotiales; Aspergillaceae. The record is from RefSeq and is a predicted model, not a curated record. Bases 26 to 289 code for a protein of 87 amino acids.